AUGCAGCAAGAUCCCCAUUAGCCACAGUCCAAACAAAAAGAUUCAAAAUCAAAUCCAAUAAGAGAAGAUAGAACUCAAAAAUCUGAAGGAGAUGCCAACCCUCUCGCCGUAAAACCCUACAAUCAGUUCCAUCAAUUCGACCCCAUGAACUUUUACCAUCAAAUGUCUCCAUUUCAAGGAAUUAUGGAUUUAAAUCGAGGCGGAAUAAAACCUAUCAAAGGCGCUUCUCCUGGAAUCCCCGGCAUGAUGAAUUUUGGGCCUCCCUCAUUUAUGCCUUUCCCAUUUGGAGGGCCUCCCUAAAUAUCUGGUAAUGAAAGAACAAAACUUCAUAGACCUAUCCCCGAAAACGGUAAAUAGAGCAGAUUCAACAAAGAUGCACUCUAGUAAAUGAGUUCUCCUUUCCUUGGUGCUUUAAAAUAUUUACCUCAGGAAGACGACAGAAAUAAUUAGAAGGAGACUAAGUAGGGUAUGAAUUUUCUCAAGCCUAAAGAUGCAUUAAUUGAGGCAAUUAACAAUACUAAAUCUAGUAAAGAUAAAUAAUAGUAAAUUCAAGAUUAAGACAAAUCAGAGAUAAAACAAGAGAUUAAAGAUGAAGCUCAAUAAAAAUAUGUAAAAAAAUAGAGAGAUCAAGAAGAGGAAAAGAAGAAAGAGAAGAAGGGAAAAAAUUUAAAUUCCAAGAAAUAAGACAGUGAGUCUGAUAGUGAAUAGUCAGAUGAUCCAAGACUCAACAAUGAUGAUGAUGAAAUCUCAGCUAAAAAUCAAGUUCAUAUUACUAACAGAUACAACUUAUUCAUGAACUAGUAGUAAUAUAAUUUCUAAAAUCUCCCUGGCUAACCCCACCAGUAAGGUGCAUUCCCUUCACCAUUUCCUUUCAUGGAUUUCUAAAUGUCACCUUUUAUGGGCCAUGGACCAAAUACUCCUGGUGACUUCAUGAAUAAUAAUCAUCAAUACCCUCAUGCUCAUCCCUUCUCUUCACCGUAUCCCUUUACACCAGGUAGUAUGUUCCCCCCAGGAUUUCACCCAAUGAUGCCCUCUUUCUCCCCUUAAAUUGAUGGAGGUCAUGGAUAAGAUUUUGGAUUUAGUUUCUAGUAAAAUUAACAUUAACCUCCUCCUUUUGCUCCUUAUAUGUGUUAAUAGCAGCCUAUGUUCAAAGUUCCACUUCCUCCAAGAAAAGAAGGAGAGGCUCCAAGUUUUGUAUUCUAUAAACAAGCUAGAAGAAUCUUAUUUAUGAGGAGCAAGAAGGCUAGAAAGAAUGAUCACAUUAGCCAGCCAAACCAUUAUUUCACAAGACUUAGAUAGGUAGGUGUUAUUCAAAUCAUAAUAUUUAAUUAGAAAUACAAAUCAAGAUAAAAUGUCGCCAAGAAUAGACAGAGAGAAAAUAACGGAAGAUUCAAGAAGAAGGAUCAGAAAAGAGAUUAGAAUGCUAAAAAUGAUAUAAAUACUGUAGUCUCUGAUAUCAACUUUUGA
Molecule: messenger RNA, 1467 nt
Organism: Stylonychia lemnae
Lineage: Eukaryota; Ciliophora; Spirotrichea; Sporadotrichida; Oxytrichidae
Source: the annotation of a GenBank genome assembly